This is a messenger RNA of Scaptodrosophila lebanonensis, 1046 nucleotides long. RefSeq lists its product as uncharacterized. The coding region runs from base 46 to 906 and encodes 286 amino acids. The transcript has a single exon. NCBI's taxonomy places the organism in Eukaryota, Metazoa, Arthropoda, Insecta, Diptera, Drosophilidae. Gene Ontology annotation, molecular function: protein binding. The record is from RefSeq and is a predicted model, not a curated record.
GCAAAUGCGUAGGCCGGGCUCCAGCGUUUAUUAAAAAUUAAAAUUAUGAUGGAAUGGUACAUUGGAAAUGUGUGGCAGGACAAGACAAAGGGGCUGUCUAAGAAAGUAAUGACUCUACAGUUUAGCAGUCUCGACAAACCGCUACCGGUGAGCAGCGUGGAAUUCAGCGUGAAAAAAGCUCCCUUAAAUUUGGGUGCGCGUCCAAGCAAAUAUCUGGCCGUUAGUGGAGAUGGAGCUCAACAACUACAUAGCCUGACAAUGGGCAACGCAACAACGCCCAUUGACUUUUAUUUGGAGCUGCUGCUGCAACAAUUUUUAUUAGGCGAGACGUCAACGUGCAGCAUAGAAACCAAGACCGGUGAUAUUAUCGAGUUUCAACUGAAGCUGGAGCGAAUCACAAGCAAUCAGCAGGUGGAGAAGCUUACUGCUGCUGAAAUAUACGAUCUGGCGCUGCGCUAUAAAACGAAUGGGGUGGCUAUGUUCAAGGACUAUCCAAAAUUCGCCUUUGAUUACUUUAUACAGGCGGCCAAGUUGCUAAUUACCUACAAACCGUUUGACAAACUUACCAAAGCAUCAAAUGGCAUUGAUGGAAGCGAAGUAGAGGCCUUGUUUGUACAAAUACAAACCAAUCUGGCGGCAUGUCUUCUGCAGGAGAAGCGCUACGAGCAUGUUAUCUAUCAUACAGAUUUUGUGGACACUUUGGAGAAUCCCAGCGAGAAAAGUGUAUAUCGACGCGCCGUUGCCUUUUAUCAUCUCAAGGAGUUCGAGAAGGCGCAGCGCACCAUUGAACGUGUGCCCAACUACGAGGAGAAACGAGAAUUCUGCAAAUUGCGUGACAACAUUGCCACUAGCUGGAAGAAUAGCGAUGCACACUACAAGUCAGUUGUGCAGCGCAUGUUUAGUUAAAAUCAGUCAGAAAUCCAUAUUGUAUUUAAUAAAAUAGCUUAAAUUUAUCACUUAGUCACCGAUUAAAUAUAUGUAUACUAAUGUAUCAAUAGGGUGACGAACUCUGAAAUCUUCAUUAAAUCUAGCAUAGAUUAAAGCAA